CCGGAGCUCACUGUCUCCAAGAUGGCGGCCGUGUCAGUUUGGGGCAUCUCCGCGGUCCGGCCCGGGGCCCCGGGAUCCCGGCUCUCUUUCCCCCCGUCCCCGUCUUCUCCAGACCGCUUAGGAGCAGUUGGGCGGUCACUGCCCUCUCCAGUCUGUGGAUGUCAUUGUCCUGGUUUGGGUUAGGAGACGUCCUCAGCCUGGAACUCUGGACAUUGGAAUGAAAUGGGACUGUUUUACAAUUCUUUAAGCACUCUCACAGCAGACUGUUCUCAGUGUUGUUCCAGUUUGCAAAGUUCAAUCAGGGUUCUUUCUGCUAAUCCAGAUACUCGUUGAAGUGCUGAAUAGUUUCUUGGGGAAAGAUGUAAAGGAAGAGUUGAAAUUCAUAGACUGGCAUAGGAUGCACAUUUCUCUGCGCUGAAGCCGGGAAUGCAGCGUGUUGAAUUCUACAACUUUGCGAAGAGUCCCGCCGGUGGUGCUGUUGAGAAGUUUAUUGGGAAGCAUGAAGGUGUUUCAGAUGACAGGCUGUGUUGGUUUCUGAAGGAAAAGGAAAGAGGCAUUCCGCUGGCGUGAACGGAGGAAGGACCCAGGCCAGAAAACUUGUAUGCUAUGGUUAGCUGGUUCCCAGCCUCCGAGAGUCGUGUUUCCCAUGGCCUAGGACUCACUCAGCAUCAGGAUAAGGGAUAGCGACUCUAUGGAUGUACAGAACCCUUCACCAUGGUAAAGCUCGCUAACCCGCUGUACACGGAGUGGAUUCUGGAGGCCAUCAAGAAAGUGAAGAAGCAGAAACAGCGUCCGUCGGAGGAAAGGAUAUGCAACGCGGUAUCGUCAUCUCACGGCUUGGAUCGGAAGACCGUCUUAGAGCAGUUGGAGCUCAGUGUUAAAGAUGGAACGAUUUUAAAAGUCUCCAAUAAAGGCCUCAAUUCCUACAAAGAUCCUGAUAAUCCUGGGCGAAUAGCACUUCCUAAACCUCGGAACCAUGGAAAGUUGGAUAGCAAGCAGAAUGUGGAUUGGAAUAAACUGAUCAAAAGGGCAUUUGAGGGCUUGGCAGAGUCUGGUGGCUCCACUUUGAAAAGUAUUGAACGUUUCCUGAAAGGGCAGAAGGAUGUGUCUGCGUUAUUUGGAGGCGGCGCUGCCUCUGGCUUUCACCAGCAGUUACGAUUGGCCAUCAAGCGUGCCGUUGGCCACGGCAGACUCCUUAAAGAUGGACCUCUGUAUCGGCUCAAUGCUAAAGCGAGCAGCCCGGAGGGGAAGGAGAUGUGUGAGUCUCUUUCCUGCUUACCUCCGGUGUCGCUCCUUCCACACGAAAAGGACAAGCCGGUUGCUGAGCCAAUCCCCAUCUGUAGUUUCUGUCUUGGUACAAAAGAACAAAACCGAGAAAAGAAGCCGGAGGAGCUCAUCUCCUGCGCCGACUGUGGCAACAGCGGUCAUCCAUCCUGUUUAAAGUUUUCCCCCGAGUUAACAGUGAGGGUUAAGGCCUUACGGUGGCAGUGCAUCGAGUGUAAAACAUGCAGCUCCUGUCGAGAUCAAGGCAAAAAUGCAGAUAACAUGCUCUUUUGUGACUCGUGUGACCGAGGCUUUCACAUGGAGUGCUGUGAUCCACCACUGACACGAAUGCCCAAAGGCAUGUGGAUAUGUCAGAUAUGCCGACCUAGGAAAAAAGGACGAAAACUUCUACAAAAGAAGGCAGCACAGAUAAAACGGCGCUAUGCUAAUCCCAUAGGACGUCCAAAAAACAGGUUAAAGAAACAAAACACGGUGUCAAAAGGUCCCUUCAGCAAAGUCCGCACUGGCCCUGGGAGGGGACGGAAACGUAAGCUCACUCUCUCCAGCCAGUCCGCGUCAUCCUCAGAGGAAGGCCAUUUAGAGCGAAUAGAUGGCUUGGACUUCUGCAGAGAGAGCAGUGCCCCCUUGAAGUUCAACAAGAAAACCAAAGGGCUCAUCGAUGGCCUUACCAAGUUCUUCACCCCUUCCCCCGAUGGCCGGAAACCCCGGGGGGAGGUGGUUGACUACUCCGAGCAAUACAGAAUCAGGAAAAAGGGCAACAGGAAGUCGAGCACUUCCGACUGGCCCACAGACAAUCAGGACGGCUGGGACGGCAAGCCGGAAAGUGAGGAGCGACUCUUCGGGAGCCAGGAAGUCAUGACGGAGAAGGACAUGGAGCUGUUCCGUGACAUCCAGGAGCAAGCACUGCAGAAAGUUGGAGUGACUGGCCCCCCUGAUCCACAAGUCCGCUGUCCCUCUGUCAUUGAAUUUGGGAAGUAUGAGAUCCACACCUGGUACUCCUCCCCAUAUCCUCAAGAAUACUCAAGGCUUCCUAAGUUGUAUCUCUGUGAAUUCUGUCUGAAAUACAUGAAGAGUAGAGCCAUUCUGCAGCAGCACAUGAAGAAGUGUGGCUGGUUCCAUCCGCCGGCCAACGAGAUCUACCGCAAGAACAACAUCUCUGUCUUCGAGGUCGACGGGAACGUGAGCACCAUUUAUUGUCAAAACCUGUGUCUCCUGGCAAAGUUGUUUCUUGACCACAAAACACUCUAUUAUGACGUGGAGCCAUUUCUUUUCUAUGUGCUAACGCAGAAUGAUGUCAAGGGCUGCCACCUUGUUGGCUACUUUUCUAAAGAAAAGCACUGCCAACAGAAAUACAACGUUUCCUGCAUAAUGAUUCUUCCGCAGUACCAGCGUAAGGGCUAUGGCAGGUUUCUCAUCGACUUCAGUUAUUUAUUAUCAAAGCGGGAAGGCCAAGCAGGGUCUCCAGAGAAGCCGCUGUCCGAUCUAGGCCGCCUUUCCUACAUGGCCUAUUGGAAAAGCGUGAUACUGGAGUGCCUCUACCACCAGAACGACAAGCAGAUCAGCAUUAAGAAGCUGAGCAAGUUGACUGGGAUCUGCCCGCAGGACAUCACGUCCACACUCCAUCACCUGCGAAUGCUGGACUUCCGCAGCGACCAAUUUGUGAUUAUCCGCCGGGAAAAACUUAUCCAGGAUCACAUGGCCAAGCUUCAGCUGAAUGUGCGACCUGUGGAUGUAGACCCAGAGUGUCUGCGCUGGACUCCCGUCAUCGUCUCCAACUCUGUUGUCUCAGAAGAGGAGGAAGAGGAGGCUGAGGAAGGAGAGAACGAAGAGGCACAGGGUCAUGAAGCAGAAUUAGAGACCAGUGUGGGACAGCCUGCGUCCCGGGAGAGCAGAGAGCAGGAUUCCUACUCUUCAGUGGAAAGCGACAAGAAGCCAGAAGUGACUGCAGCCAACGCCCCCCGGGCGAGCAAGUCGGCGCCGCCCCGGGACAGCCUGCCGCCUCGCAGGGGCCGCUGGGGGCGCAAGGCCCGGAGAGCCCCAGAGCGCUUCGGGGACCCCGAGUCCACGCUGCUGCUGGAGGAGAGCCCAGCGCCACAGGAGCCCUAUGGAGAGUGUGGGGAAAAGCCAGAAGCCCCCCGCGAGCCCCGCACCGAGGCCGAGCCACCGCCGGCUCCCUGUCGGGAGCAGCCCCCCCAGGACAGGAAGCCUGAGGUCCCUAAGAGGAGACUGAGCGAGGGGGUGGAGCUGUGGCGGGCUCAGCUCCAGAGCAGCCCCGAGGCCCUCAAGUGCAGGCCGACCGAGGGGAGCGACAGGCUGCCUCGGCGCUACAGUGACGGCGACAGGGCCCUGCUCCGGAGCUUCAGCGAGAGCAGCGAAGAGGAGGAGCCCGAGAGCCCGCGCUCAGCCUCGCCGCCGGUCCUCACCAAGCCCACGCUGAAGCGGAAGAAGCCGAUCCUGCACCGCAGAAGGAGGGUCAGGAAGCGCAAGCACCACCACAGCAGCGUCGUGACGGAGACCAUCUCCGAGACCACGGAGGUGCUGGACGAGCCCUUCGAGGACUCGGACUCGGAGCGGCCCAUGCCGAGGUUAGAGCCCACGUUCGAGAUCGACGACGAGGAGGAGGAGGAGGAGGAGGAGAACGAGCUCUUCCACAGAGGCUGCUUCCACCGUCUGUCCUCACAGGACGUCCUCAGGGGCCGGGCCUCUGCCAAGAGGAAGUCUAAAGACGAAGACGACGACGAGGAGUCAGACGAUGCUGAAGACACUCCUAUCCUGAAGCCAGUAUCUCUCUUGCGAAAAUGUGACGUGAAGAGUUCUCCCCUUGAGCCAGACACGUCCACGCCCAUGAAAAAGAAAAAGGGGUGGCCCAAAGGCAAGAGCCGCAAACCGGUCCACUGGAAGAAGAGGCCUGGUCGGAAGCCAGGAUUUAAGCUCAACAGGGAACUCAUGCCCAUCUCUGUCCAGGAGUGCGUCGUGGAGCCCAUGGUUCCCAUGCCGAAACCCGGACGCAAGCCCAAAAUUCAAGAGCACGAAGAAGCCAUGGAGCCCCAGGAAGACUUGCCCUCCUCUGAAGAGAGGAAGGAGGAGGAGGAGGCACGAGCCGAAGGGGAGGAGGGCGGCGAGGCAGAAGAGGAGGACACCACCGGCAGUGAGGUGAGAGUGGCUUCCCCGGCCAACAGCAGCAACAGCCCCGGGGCGGCCGCCCAGGAGCGCGAGGCGGAGGAGGAGGAGAAGCCGCGCGCUGCCGCCGAGGAGCAGAGGCAGUCGGAGGAAGAGCAGCCGGAGCCCGAGGAGCAGGAGCCCGAGGACGAGGAGGACGUGGCCGCCGAGGCCAGCCGGCACGAAGACCACGACGCGGACGACGAGGAUGACGGGCCGCUGGAGCCGGCGCAGGCGCAGGAGCCGGAGCAGCGGGCCCUGCGGGAGUGCGGCGAGCAGGGGCCUGGCGGCCCGCCGUCUUUUUUAGACCCGGACGCGCCCAGCUGCGGCGAGCACCCGAAGGAGAAGGACGACACGGAGCCGGACUCUGAGGAGGAGCAGCCUUCCCAUGAGACGUCCGUGUUGUCCGAGCGUGGCCACGAGGACGCCGCCCCGCGCAAGGAAGAGCUGGUAGAGCUGAAGGCGGAGCAGGAGAUGGCGCACAGCGAGCUGGACCUGGAGACCGUGCAGGCCGUGCAGUCCUUGACCCAGGAAGAGAGCAGCGAGCACGAGGGGGCCUACCCCGACUGCGAGGAGACGCUGGCGGCCUGCCAGACCCUGCAGAGCUACACGCAGGCCGAGGAGGACCCGCCCAUGGCCAUGGUGGAGGACUGCCACGCCUCGGAGCACAACAGCCCCAUCUCCUCCGUGCCAUCCCAUCCCAGCCAGUCGGUCCGCUCGGUCAGCAGCCCCAGUGUGCCUGCCCUGGAGGGCGGCUACACCCAGAUCAGCCCGGAGCAAGGAUCCCUGUCCGCGCCUUCUAUGCAGAACAUGGAGACCAGCCCCAUGAUGGAUGUGCCUUCCGUAUCAGACCACUCUCAGCAGGUGGUGGACAGCGGCUUCAGCGACCUGGGCAGCAUCGAGAGCACCACGGAGAACUACGAGAACCCCAGCAGCUACGACUCCACCCUGGGUGGCAGCAUCUGCGGCGCCAGCUCGUCCCAGAGCAGCUGCUCCUAUGGCGGCCUGUCGUCGUCCAGCGGCCUCACCCAGAACAGCUGCGUCGUCACCCAGCAGAUGGCCGGCAUGGGCAGCAGCUGCAGCCUGCUGCAGCAGGGCAGUGUGCCGCCUGCUGCCAACUGCAGCAUCAAGUCGCCUCAGACCUGCGUGCUGGAGAGGCCGCCCAGCAACCAGCAGCAGCCGCCCCCGCCGCCGCAGCCCCCCCAGCCGCAGCCACCGCCCCCGGCCCCGCAGCCGCCGCCCCCGCCCCAGCAGCCGCCCCCGCAGCCCCAGCCGCCCCCACCGCCGCCGCCGCAGCCGCAGCCCCCCCAGCCGCAGGCCCCGCAGCCGCAGGCCCCGCCCCCGCCGCAGCAGCAGGCGCCCCUGUCGCAGUGUAGCAUGAACAACAGCUUCACGCCAGCUCCCAUGAUCAUGGAGAUCCCGGAAUCCAGCGGCACCGGGAACAUAAGCAUCUACGAGAGGAUUCCAGGGGACUUCGGAGCCGGCAGCUACUCCCAGCCGUCAGCCACCUUCAGUCUGGCCAAGCUGCAGCAGCUCACGAACACCAUUAUGGACCCCCACGCCCUGCCUUACAGCCAUUCUCCUGCUGUGACCUCCUAUGCAACCAGUGUUUCUCUGUCUAACACGGGACUGGCUCAGCUGGCUCCAUCUCACCCGUUGGCUGGGACCCCUCAAGCACAAGCCACGAUGACGCCGCCGCCCAACUUGGCAUCCACGACCAUGAACCUCACGUCCCCGCUGCUGCAGUGCAACAUGCCCGCCACCAACAUCGGCAUCCCGCACACUCAGCGGUUACAAGGGCAGAUGCCUGUCAAGGGGCACAUUUCCAUCCGCUCCAAGUCGGCGCCGCUGCCCUCGGCGCCCACUCACCAGCAGCAGCUGUAUGGCCGCAGCCCGCCGGCGGUGGCCAUGCAGGCCGGCCCUCGUGCGCUGGCUGUGCAGCGAGGCAUGAACAUGGGGGUCAACUUGAUGCCGACCCCCGCCUAUAACGUCAAUUCCAUGAACAUGAACACCCUGAACGCCAUGAACAGCUAUCGGAUGACGCAGCCCAUGAUGAACAGCAGUUACCAUAGUAACCCUGCCUACAUGAACCAGACAGCACAGUAUCCUAUGCAGAUGCAGAUGGGGAUGAUGGGGAGCCAGGCCUAUACCCAGCAGCCUAUGCAGCCAAACCCCCACGGGAACAUGAUGUACACUGGCCCCUCCCAUCACAGCUACAUGAACGCUGCUGGGGUGCCCAAGCAGUCACUCAACGGACCUUACAUGAGAAGGUGAGCAAGACGGACUCGCGGUCACAGACUUAAAUAUAUAUAAAUAAAGGAACCUUUUAUACUGACAAACCAGAGAAAAACGGACCUUUUUUCCAGUUAAAAUAUUGCUGUAGAUUUAGAGGGAUUUUUUUUUCCUUUGGUUUAUUUUGUUUUUUAGGAAACCUGAUCUCUCUUUUCGGGUUCGUUUUGUUCUGGGUUUUGGUUCUCUUCACAAUCUUGAACAUUUUACAGUAGAACUCAUCUAAAGAUGGAUCUGGGACAGGGGAAACAUGCACAAAACCUUUUUCAUAAUUAAAAAGAGCCUUACUUUCUUUACACACCACGCGGACGGAACUUGUGUAAACGUGAAUUAUCCUUAUUUUAUUUUAAAGCGUGCGUUUCCCUCGCGUGUGCAGCCCCCAGUGUUGGCAUUUUUAAAUGUUAUAUCGACAUCUCGAGGGCUGGCCGGGCCCUUGCCUCCCAGCCCCGUCUGUCCUUUCGGACUUCAUUCCAGCAGGAGGCACUUAGCGGGAGACUCGGACGGGGACGUGGAGCGCUACCCAAGCUCCUUCAACGUUAUUGUUAGUGUUAAUAUUAUUGUUAUUAUUAAUACAGUGAGGCAGGAAGACACUUCUCCUUUGAAAAUCCCCUCCGCUACACAAACACACACACACACACACUCACACUCACUUCCUCCAGCUCUUGAGACUUUUCCCCCAGGAAUGUUUCUUUAUAGGUGGACUUCAAUGGACAUGUUUUGCUUGAAUCAAGUGUAGUAUGAUUUAUCCCUCUUUGUUUUUUAAAUUCCCACUCAGCGCUCAGAUAACACAAAUGCCGGAAGCCUGCAGCAGCAGGGUCUGAGAGGCAGGCGCUCUGCAGGGCUAACCCCGCCUUGGGAGGACAGAGGUGGUCCGUGGGCAGUGAGAGAGAGGGCCUCGACCUCUUGGCUUCUCAGCACCAGGGUACCCGACCUCUUGUCUCAGGGUGUGCGCUGGCCCGCCCCCGCAGUGGCUCACUCCACUGGAACUCACAGCACAGCCCCCGCUGAGUCCCCUCUCCCGUUCUGUCACACACCGUGCGUCUCGGUGAUUGGAGAGCUACCUGACACACCUUGGACGAGAGAUGCCGCGGAACGUGUGCUGGGGAGGGAGCUCUGGGGGGAGUCUUGUGGCUGUUCAAAUGACACAUGCCCCGCGUUGUCGCUGGUCCUUGAGCUCCUGAGUGCUGCAGCCGCUGUCCUGAGAGCGGCCAGUGGCCCACCAGCGCCAGUGGGGCAGAUCUGGACGCCAGCACGUCAGCAGCUUCUCGCGUUGCUCCCAGUCUGUUCUCUUAUCCUGUGCAACCUGUUCGCCCGUUCUCCUCCUGUUACUUGCUCCAGGGAUAGGUAAAAAAAACAAAACAAAACAAAAAAAAAACAAAAAAAAUCCACAAAAACAAAAAAACCAAACAUAUAUAUACACAUAUAUAUGUUUAUACACUCCAUCAUUAGAAGAUGGAAACUAUUAUACCACUUGGUAUGUGCAGUCGAAUAUCCAAAAGGGGGAAGUGCUGCUUAAAGAAAUACCUGUAAGCAUCCCAUUCUCCCCUUUAUUUGUACACUUUCUAUAGAUACAUUUUUAAUGUGCUGAUGAGGCAUUACAUUUUUUCAGAUGCACAGGUUUGUUGGUUUUUUUAUACACUUUAAUUGACUUUCUCAAUGAAGUGUGCUAGGUAGAAAAAGGCAGAAUUCCACAUCUUAGCACUGUCCACUCAGCAUGUGCAGGGCUGCGUGUAGGACCCAGUCUGUCUGUGUCUACUCCUCCAGUUCUGGUCCUCUCUGGAAAGUGCCCCGGGCAUCCCCUCCCUCCUUCAGCUGACACUGCUCCCUGGGUGGGGGGCCGUGUCGGGAGGAGGGCUGUCAGGCAGGAGGAGCUGCGCGAUGAGGGCUGUGAAUUCAGUUUUCUCUUGGUUUGCGGUUGUGUUUCGUUUUGUUUCUUUAAAUAAAUAAAAAACAAUUCAAUCGGCAGCUCCCUUUUCCACAAGCCUCUUUGUGACUGUAGAACUAUUGUAGAAAAAAAAUGUUCUUUUCUAUAUUAUAAAAGAAAUUAUCCAACACAGUAAUAUUGGUACCUGUCAUUUUUUCACUUCUGUUUAAAAAAAAUGUAUUUUUAGCAAGAUAACUUGGGUAAUCUUCUAAAAAAGAAAUUUAAAAACUCACUCUUAGUGACUUUGAUGCCUUUUAAAAAUAAGAGCUUUUUCAUUUCAUUCCAUCUUUAAAGUUUUUUAUCUUUGUUGUAGAAUAUUAAAAACUAUUUUAAGAAAGAUAAAAAUUCUCUUUAAAGAGAUCUCUAGAGUGUGUGAAUAGAGAUGCCUCUAAAAGCCGCAUGUACAAAUGAAGCUAAGUCCACUCCUGUCUGUUUCUAUUUGCUUUUCCUGUUUUGUAACCUCUUUGUACUUGGUUCAUGGUGACUUGUAAGCUAGGGGAGGGAGCCCAGAUGCCUUUGUAUCUCUCCACGUCACGCGCUCCUGGGCGGUCGGCCUCCCUUCCUGUCCUUGUAUGUAAUAUCUUCCCGCGCCCCACCCCACCCCCUUUCUAGCAAGUACUUUCAAAAGAGCUCUGUACAUUUUAACAUAAAAAAAAUAAAUUAUGUUGAGCC
This is a messenger RNA of Lepus europaeus (European hare), 9328 nucleotides long. It is a transcript of the gene KAT6A, whose product is annotated as lysine acetyltransferase 6A. NCBI's taxonomy places the organism in Eukaryota, Metazoa, Chordata, Mammalia, Lagomorpha, Leporidae. Gene Ontology annotation, molecular function: DNA binding; histone acetyltransferase activity. The record is from RefSeq and is a predicted model, not a curated record. Gene Ontology annotation, cellular component: MOZ/MORF histone acetyltransferase complex; nucleosome. Gene Ontology annotation, biological process: nucleosome assembly; regulation of DNA-templated transcription. The transcript is spliced from 19 exons. Bases 715 to 6717 code for a protein of 2000 amino acids.